GUCACCGGAACUGACAGUACUAGCAUUACUCAACUGUUUUUAAUUCACAGUUCCACCACAUCUCCUUGGUGUUUGAUUUCACGUCCCGUAGACCAUGUUGCUGUGACUCGGGCCGAAAAGGCCAAGCGAGAAUCAUGACAGGAACCUGCCUUCCCUCCUGUCCACACUUGCCAAAUAUAUACCCUCCUAAAGUAAAUAUAAUCCUGUCUGUGUCCACGUGGAAAAGGCCACUACCUGCUCAGCAGCAGAGCACCCCUACACUUGGUGUUCUGCUCGGCUCCCGAGAGACUCUUUCGGUCUGAGCUCUGUUGAACUUGAUCUGAGUUUGCACAGCCAUGGGGGACUGGAACCUGCUGGGAAAGCUUUUGGAAAAAGCCCAGGAGCACUCUACUGUGGUGGGAAAGGUGUGGCUCACUGUCUUGUUCAUCUUCCGCAUCCUGAUCCUGAGUGCUGCAACAGAGAAGGUGUGGGGUGACGAGCAAUCAGGCUUUACCUGCGACACCAAGCAGCCCGGUUGCGAGAACGUCUGCUAUGACAUCACUUUCCCCAUCUCCCACGUCCGAUUCUGGGUGCUGCAGAUCAUCUUUGUGUCCACGCCUACGUUGAUUUACCUUGGACACAUUCUUCAUUUGGUGCGGAUGGAGGAUAAGCAGAAAGAGAAGGAGAGGGAACAGGCACUUCAUUCAGACAAGCAGGCCCUUAUUGUGAAUACUAAGCACAAAAAGCCCCUGGUGAGGGACAAUAAGGGCAGGGUACGCUUACAGGGGGAGCUCUUGCGGACUUAUGUCUUUAAUGUGAUCUUUAAAACCUUGUUUGAAGUAGGCUUCAUUGUAGCUCAGUACUUCUUAUACGGUUUUGAGCUGAAGCCCAUGUACACAUGUGACAGGCCACCCUGCCCCAAUGUGGUAAACUGCUACAUAUCCCGUCCCACAGAGAAAACCAUUUUUAUCAUCUUCAUGCUGGGAGUGGCCAGCUUGUCUCUGUUCCUAAACCUCAUAGAGAUCUACCACCUUGGCUUCACCAAGUGCCGACAGGGCCUCACAUUCAGGAGACGUGGCCGUGCUCUUGAGGGUAUUCCCAAGGAACCCAGUGAGGCCUCGGUGCCGUUUGCGCCGAGUUAUGAUGACUACUUCCAUGGGCACCACCAAGUCCAGCCGACCUACCCGCCUGUGCCCAGCUACAACCUCUCUCCUCUGUCUGAAGGCACAGACUCGUCCUUCCAUCCUUACCACAGCAAGGCAGCCUACAAACAGAAUAAGGACAACUUGGCGGUAGAAAGGAGCAGCAGCAAGCCAGAGGAAUGUGACCUGAAAGGGAAGAAGGGAACAGGAUCAGCCCCUGGGUCACCUACGCAGGCCAGGCCUGGCCGCAGUGCCAAACACAGCAACAACAAGACUAGAAUAGAUGAUCUGAAGAUAUGAGGAGGUUUAUGUUUCUGUGAGGGGUCUUAAAUUGCUAUAAGGGGAUCGUAGGUUGUUUGAAAGCAUUCAUACAUGCUGAACUGACUCACCUCUUUCAGAUAGCACAGGUUUGACUCAUUCCAACAUAAAAGGGAGUGGCAAUUCUAGGACAUGCAGAGAAGAUGCAGUUGUACAGUAACAUGUUAAGACUGAUGGUGGUGAUUCAGUGAUCACAUUUCUAAUGAAUUUUGUUCUCUUCAAGGUGUCCCAUAGCUUAUUUCUUCUGCUUUUGAAAAAUUUCAUUGGAUGUCACAUUAGUCUGUAGCAUCAUUAAUAUGCAGUACACCAUUUGUGGUCUGUGUUGUUUAGUAUUGGUUUGUUUGUUUGUUUGUUUUUUUAAUUGAUUUGGUUAUGAUGGUAUGAAUCUUUCCACUAUUCACUAUUAUCACUGAAAAUCCCAACAAAAAGUACUGUUUGCUCAGGUUUUCUAUGCAAUAUGUUGUUUUUUUCCUUUUCUCAAUGAGUGAUUAAUUUGAAUAAACUGGAAGAAAAAAAAAACUCAAAGAAAAAAACCAUGUAUAAAAUUGUCCAAACUUUGGGAACAGAAACCAGGGUACAACUCGCCUGACCUCGUUUUAGGCAACCAGCUAAGGCAAAUUGUUGAAUUUAACUGCUUUAGGUCACCAUCUAGCAUAGUUCACUUGCAUAGACUCGAAGUGAAAAGCUGUGCAAUACCUGACAGAGCAUCGGACUCUGGAAAUGCUGUACGUAAUUCCAGGAUGCGCCUCAAAAGAAACAGCAUUGGUCUCAGGAGUUCCCUCAUUUGUACUCUCUUGUUAUUGUGACAGCCAGCAAGCACAUAAUUAUAAUCACAUUGUUUUGUUUGUCCCUGUUUAUGUUUGUGUCAUUUGUUUUCUGUGAAGCACUUGGUGACAACCAUAUUUGUAAAUCUGCUCGAAAUAAAUCUGUCUUAAAUUUGCAAAGUUAGCAGUGCAUUUGUAAUCUCAAGUCUUUAUCAGAGAAGAGGGGGAGGCCUUUCGCUGGGACACAUGUUGCAGCUGUUAUUUCAUAUUCGUGAGACAAAUAAAUCAAGAUCAGCCAAGAAUUAAGGAGGAAUGAUAAUGCUGGUCAUGCUCAGCGUGUAUGUGCAGUAGCUCUGACGCACAGACACAUAUCUACACACAAACAGGUCAGCCUGUUAAAACCCAACAUGCUCGAGCGAGAAUAAACAUGUCAUGUGUAAAGUCUCUGCUGUCUGCAUACCCUGCACAUGCACAGCUCACACUCACUGGAGCCAGGAAAGCACAGCACACAGGCACCCCUCGUAUGGAAACCUUGAAAUUAAUGACAUAGCCUGUUCAUGACAAGGAAGAUGUCUCAUGCCUUUGGACUGGUUCGUGUUCAUGACUUUAUGUCAGUGCUGGAUGUGUCAAAGGAUGAACAAAUAGACUUCUUACUUAAAUGUAUUAAAAACAAGAGUACAAUGUCUGAAACUGUGUUGAGAUAUGACCGAGUGUAG
Scatophagus argus is the source of this 2919-nucleotide messenger RNA. Its product is annotated as gap junction alpha-3 protein-like. Gene Ontology annotation, biological process: cell communication. Lineage: Eukaryota; Metazoa; Chordata; Actinopteri; Scatophagidae. The coding region runs from base 336 to 1421 and encodes 361 amino acids. Gene Ontology annotation, cellular component: connexin complex. The transcript is spliced from 2 exons. The record is from RefSeq and is a predicted model, not a curated record.